GCUCCAGGGUUUGGGAGCUCCUGGUGAAUCCCCAGAGAAGAGUCCAGAAAGAAGAAUGGAAGGAGGGUGGUCUGCAAGGCAGAGUGCCCUCCUCUGCCUCACUGUCAGUCUUCUGCUUCAAGGGAGAGGCGACGCUUUUACCAUCAAUUGCUCAGGCUUUGACCAGCAUGGGGUUGACCCUGCUGCCUUCCAAGCAGUGUUUGACAGAAAGGCCUUCCGUCCAUUCACCAACUACAGCAUCCCUACCCGUGUCAACAUCUCCUUCACCCUGUCUGCCAUCUUGGGAGUGGAUGCACAGCUCCAGCUGCUGACAUCAUUCCUGUGGAUGGAUUUGGUGUGGGACAAUCCUUUCAUUAAUUGGAACCCAAAAGAGUGUGUUGGCAUCAAUAAACUCACGGUAUUAGCUGAAAACCUGUGGCUCCCAGACAUCUUCAUCGUGGAAUCCAUGGAUGUGGAUCAGACGCCUUCCGGUCUCACUGCCUAUAUCAGCAGUGAAGGUCGAAUAAAGUAUGAUAAGCCAAUGAGGGUGACCAGCGUCUGUAACCUGGACAUCUUCUACUUCCCUUUUGACCAACAGAACUGUACCUUCACCUUCAGUUCUUUCCUCUACACAGUGGACAGCAUGCUGCUGGGCAUGGACAAGGAGGUGUGGGAGAUCACAGACACAUCUCGCAACGUCAUCCAAACCCAGGGGGAGUGGGAGCUCUUGGGCAUCAACAAGGCCACCCCAAAGAUGUCUGUGGGCAACAACCUAUAUGACCAGAUCAUGUUUUAUGUGGCCAUCAGGCGCAGGCCAAGCCUCUACAUCAUAAACCUGCUGGUGCCCAGUAGCUUUCUGGUUGCCAUUGACGCCCUCAGCUUCUACCUGCCAGCAGAGAGCGAGAAUCGUGCCCCAUUCAAGAUAACGCUUCUGCUGGGCUACAACGUCUUCCUGCUCAUGAUGAAUGACUUGCUCCCUGCCAGUGGCACCCCCCUCAUCAGUGUCUACUUCGCCCUGUGCCUGUCCCUGAUGGUGGUCAGCCUGCUGGAGACCGUCUUCAUUACCUACCUGCUGCACGUGGCCACCACCCAGCCCCCACCCAUGCCUAGGUGGCUUCACUCCCUGCUGCUCCACUGCACCAGCCCAGGGAGAUGCUGUCCCACUGCGCCCCAGGAGGGAAAUAAGGGCCUGGGACUCACCCCCACCCACCUGCCUGGCCCAAAGGAGCUGGGGGAGUUAGCAGGGAAGAAGCUGGGACCCAGAGAGACCGAGGCAGAUGGGGGCUCAGGAUGGACAAAGACCCAGCUAGUGGAGCUGUGGGUGCAGUUCAGCCACGCGAUGGACACCCUGCUCUUCCGCCUCUACCUGCUCUUCAUGGCCUCCUCCAUCCUUACUGUCAUUGUCCUCUGGAACACCUAGGCAGACAUCCCCCCUCUCUGGCAAACAACAGCUUGGAGUUUCUGCUGGUCUUGGGCCAGCCGGACUCAUUUUCCUAAUCUUAGCCACUUAUCCCCAGUGACUACCAUGUCCCCUUCUAAAUUCCAAAAACUCCAAUGCAGCACUAGCAAGCAGGUUCGGGACAGCCCUGGACGAUUUCCCGACCGCUGCUCAGGCUGCUCAUUCCUGCUCACCCUCAGUCUCCCUGAGCUACCACCUAACUCCUCACUCCCUGAUCAAUGGAAGUCCAGGUCAGUGGAGUCUCUCCUUGAUUGAUCACCCCAAUAAACAACUUUCCAGGAA
Molecule: messenger RNA, 1720 nt
Organism: Gorilla gorilla gorilla (western lowland gorilla)
Lineage: Eukaryota; Metazoa; Chordata; Mammalia; Primates; Hominidae
Product: 5-hydroxytryptamine receptor 3C
Exons: 9
Coding region: 56-1399 (447 amino acids)
Biological process (GO): monoatomic ion transmembrane transport
Cellular component (GO): membrane
Molecular function (GO): extracellular ligand-gated monoatomic ion channel activity; transmembrane signaling receptor activity
Source: RefSeq, a predicted model, not a curated record